Messenger RNA from Moneuplotes crassus, 1384 nucleotides. Lineage: Eukaryota; Ciliophora; Spirotrichea; Euplotida; Euplotidae. The record is from the annotation of a GenBank genome assembly.
CUGCACAUACAAGAUAGAUGAACACUAAGGCUGCCAACAACCUUGCCAAGGUCACCUUUGUACUUGGUGGCCCAGAAUGUGGCAAAGGUACCCAGUGCCAGCUCUUAGCUGAGAGAUAUCAGUAUGUGCACCUUCUCUUGGGCAAUAUCUUUUGUCAGGCUUUUGUGAUUCAUGUCGAUUCUAGUUUCUAGGAUAUUGUGGGGAUGCAAUUAUACUUUUAGAAAAGAAAGUUUAAACAAUGUUAUAGGUGACUUGUUGAGAGAGGAACAAACCACAGAUCCAGAGGACUCGAAGCUAAUCAAUGAUCAUAUCAAAGAAGGAAAGAUCGUCCCUGUCGAGAUCACUUGUAGAUUAUUGCUCAAGACAAUGCAGAAGAUCGGGAUGAAUAAAAGAUUUUUAAUCGACGGUUUCCCAAGGAACGAGGAUAACCUUUUUGGGUGACAAAAAGAUACGGAAGACUUUGCUAAUGUAAAUCAAGUCAUCUUCUUUGAACUUCCAGGAAAAGAUAUGCUUAAAGAAUCAUACAUAAAGCUAAGACUAGAGGAAGAGCAAUUGAUAAUGUUGAAGCAGUUCGAAAGAGAUUUGUUACUUUAAGCACAGAGACAAUGAAAGUGAUUGAUUGUUUCUAUGAAAAGAACAUUGUCAAUAAGGUAGACGCGACCGGGGCAUCGAAGAAAUAUAUACUGACCUUAAAGAAGGUUUGGUUCUUUAAAUCCAUGGCAUCAGCCAUUCUUGGUAUUCAUUAAACCUUAAGAAAUAUUGAUGAGCAUUAAAGAAAUUUUAUCAUAAAAUAUCUGUAGUUAGUUGGCACUAAUCCUGCAAAAAAGGCCAAAAUAUUGAUGUAAGUUAUGCAAAAUAAAUGAUCUAACAAGUAGAUUAUCAAACAUCAAGAUUAUUCUCCUAAAAAUUUAUAAAAUCUGGUCUAGAACCAUCGAGUUUACCAACUUACACUACAUAAUAUUAGCACAUCCUCUUCAUAAGAUUGAUUAAUUUGUUGUUAUAAUUCUAGGUAUCUAGCUUUAAAAAAGAUCUUUUUAACAAAUUAACAAAUUCCUUACCACAGAAAACCUACCUCACAGAGAUAUUAAAAAUAGGACUCAAUACCAAUGUAGCAGUAAGUUAGCUAUGCUAAAAUAAGAUCUCAACCGGACUCUUGGAUACAUAAAAGGUUCCUCAACUUCUGCUCUACUUCCGUCUCUUAACCAUUGAGAGCAGACUUUCUGGCUCCAUUCCAUUAAAUCUUAUUUUCUGAUCCAGAAACGAAAAGGAUAUUUCGAGGGCAUUAGGACGCAACAAAUUAUGAAAUUUGGAGGAUUGGGUAAAGGCAGAAAUGUACAGAGAAGGGAAAGGAGAAUAUUAAUAAUUUAGGUUAAGUUUGAAUAUU